Messenger RNA from Striga asiatica, 2424 nucleotides. Lineage: Eukaryota; Viridiplantae; Streptophyta; Magnoliopsida; Lamiales; Orobanchaceae. The record is from the annotation of a GenBank genome assembly.
CCGGCAACAAUGUACCCAACGACGUCGUGUCAGACUUUCUUCUCCUCCCAGGAUCUUCUUGUCCAAAUUCCCCUGUGUUCUGAUUUUCCCCUUACCAAUAUCGUAAACCCUUUCUAGUAUUGCACAAAUACGCUGAUCAGAUCGCUCAUUGAGGUGAACAUUUCGAGAAAGAAGAAAUGGUGAUGGUGACAGCCGUACGAGAUUACAUAAAUCGCAUGUUACAGGACAUUUCUGGGAUGAAAGUCCUCAUCCUCGACUCUCACACGGUUAGUAUCGUGAGCGUAGUAUAUUCUCAAUCGGACCUUCUUCAGAAAGAAGUAUUUUUGGUGGAACUUGUAGACUCCACUUCCAUGUCUAAAGAACCUAUGUCACAUCUUAAAGCUGUUUAUUUUCUCCGUCCUACGUCUGAUAACAUUCAACUAAUGAGACGUCAGCUUGCUACACCUCGGUUUGGAGAGUACCACCUCUUCUUCUCCAAUAUGUUGAAAGAUACCCAACUUCACAAUUUAGCCGACUCCGAUGAGCAUGAAAUAGUUCAGCAAGUGCAGGAGUUCUAUGCUGACUUUGUUGCGGUUGAUCCCUAUCACUUCACCUUUAAUAUUGCUUCAAAUCACAUGUAUAUGCUCCCGGCUGUGGUAGAUCCAUCAAGUUUACAGCACUUUUGUGACCGAGUGGUUGAUGGAAUCGCCGCCAUUUUCCUGGCCUUCAAAAGAAGGCCCAUUAUUCGUUAUUCAAGAACAUCUGAUAUUGCAAAACGGAUAGCACAAGAAGCUUCGAAGCUCAUGUACCAGCAGGAAAGUGGUCUUUUUGACUUUAGGCGAACGGAAGUUUCUCCACUGUUGCUUAUUGUUGAUAGGCGAGAUGACCCUGUGACUCCCCUUUUGAACCAAUGGACAUACCAGGCGAUGGUUCAUGAGUUGAUAGGCAUUCAAGACAAUAAGGUGGACCUCAAAAACAUUGGAAAGUCAUCAAAGGAUCAACAGGAGGUUGUGCUGUCUUCAGAGCAAGAUGCCUUUUUCAAAACAAACAUGUAUGAGAAUUUUGGAGAUAUUGGUAUGAAUAUUAAAAAGAUGGUCGAUGAUUUUCAACAAGUUGCCAAAAGCAAUCAGAGUAUUCAAACAAUAGAGGAUAUGGCCAAAUUUGUUGACAACUACCCAGAAUACAGAAAAAUGCAUGGCAAUGUUUCUAAGCAUGUGACACUGGUUACCGAAAUGAGCAGGAUUGUUGAAGAACGGAAACUAAUGUUAGUGUCACAAACGGAACAAGAAUUAGCUUGCAAUGGUGGGCAAGGAGCAGCAUUUGAGGCUGUUACAAAUCUUUUGAAUGAUGAAAAUAUCUCUGAUGUUGAUCGUCUACGCCUGGUUAUGCUCUAUGCUUUGCGAUAUGAAAAAGAAAGUCCUGUUCAGCUGAUGCAGUUAUUCAACAAAUUGGCAGCCCGGUCUCCCAAGUAUAAGCCUGGGCUUGUGCAGUUCCUACUGAAGCAAGCAGGUGUCGAUAGAAGAACUGGGGAUCUUUAUGGGAACAGGGAUCUACUUAAUUAUGCACUUAACAUGGCUCGUGGUCUCAAAGGGGUGGAGAAUGUGUAUACUCAGCAUCAGCCUCUGCUCUCCCAAACAAUGGAGAGCAUUGUUAAAGGCCGUCUGAGAGAUGUGGACUACCCUUAUAUUGGAAAUCAUUUCCAGCAAGCUAGGCCCCAGGACGUGAUAAUAUUCAUUGUUGGCGGGACUACUUAUGAGGAGGCACGCUCUGUUUCUCUACAAAAUGCUACGAACACUGGAAUUCGUUUUAUCCUUGGUGGUUCUGCUAUCCUCAAUUCCAAGAGGUUUCUGAAGGACCUCGAGGAAGCUAAGAGAAUUACUCGGACGAGUAGUAAUGCGAUUUGAGUACCUGACGACACGCCAUAACUCCCAGAAGAGGUGUAAGAUAGCAAUUUUGAGGAUUUUUACGUGUUUUCCUUUCUAGAAUCUCGUGAUGUGCUUGGUUGAAACUUGAAUCUACUGUACAGAGUCUCUUUUACCAAUGAUAAUAUUGUGAUAAUAUUGGGCCAUCGAUUUUGUUUCACCAAGUAAAUAUUGAAAAACCAAAUUUAUUUGACAAAAAUGGGAAAGGUGAUGAAUAUGUGUUGGUCAAUUAUGUAGAAGUUGUUAGCCGAGUUUGUUUGCUCAACACUCAAGAGGUUGUGAUUGUGGAUUUAAAUGUAGAAGCACAGAAGCACUUGUUUCUUGCUGCAUGUUCAUACAUCAUACCACAGCUAUCUCGUCAUGCAAUGGAAAUUCUUGCUCUCAAAAUUAUUUGCUGGUGACUGCAAUUUUUUUUUAUAUUUUAUUUCAAACUUUUUGUUGUACUAUAUCAGGGAGAAUACAUUCAGUGAUAGAGUUGGAAUCCUGAGGGAAAUAUUAUUUUCUUCAUUAGAAGCUUCGAUCA